Messenger RNA from Acanthosepion pharaonis, 612 nucleotides. The record is from the annotation of a GenBank genome assembly. NCBI's taxonomy places the organism in Eukaryota, Metazoa, Mollusca, Cephalopoda, Sepiida, Sepiidae.
AUGCUUUCUCUCCACUUCUCUCUUCCCUCUUCCCUUCUUUAUUUAUUUAUUUUUCCUUUCUUCUUUCUUUCUUUCUUUCAUUUUCUCACUGAAAACAUUCUGGCUAUCUAUCUAUCUAUCUAUCUAUCUAUCUAUCUAUCUAUCUCUAAACUUCCCGUUCUUUUUCUCUCACACAUCUCUUCCCAAUCCCCGGCACCGUUCACUGUCUUACUAUCGACAUUUCGGUAUUUUUUAAAUGAGUCGACGUGUACAAUCAUUCAUUUAGUUUGUUGUUUCUUUUUUUUCUUUUCUUUUCUUUUAUCUUUUUUUUUAUUUUACUUCUUCCCGUGCCGCUAUUAUUUCUUUGGUUCCCUAUUGUCCUUCUCUGAAUUAACUAAUGAACCAUUCCGACAUCGAUUCAUGCCCGACCCAUCAGCGUUCGCUUUACCUAUCUCUCCCCACCUCUCUCUCUCUCUCUCUCUCUCUCUCUGCCGUUUUGUUAUCUCUUCUCGACAGCAAAUUAUAUUUCCACUUCUUCAGCUUUUUUCCUCUUUUUCAUUUCGUAUCACAGACAUUCACCCAGGAUUACAUUUGCAAUCGCUUCACUCGACGAAAAUAAUACGAUUUUUUUAA